This is a messenger RNA of Camponotus floridanus (Florida carpenter ant), 892 nucleotides long. RefSeq lists its product as uncharacterized. Bases 97 to 828 code for a protein of 243 amino acids. The record is from RefSeq and is a predicted model, not a curated record. NCBI's taxonomy places the organism in Eukaryota, Metazoa, Arthropoda, Insecta, Hymenoptera, Formicidae. The transcript has 5 exons.
UUGCCGGGUUAGCAUCUUCAACAUCUACGUUCUAAUCGUUCGUAAGGUUUUUAGAUUUAUCAAACAAAGUAGGAGAGAGAAAGAAAAGGCAGAAAGAUGCUAAGAAUCCUCUUGAUUGCGCUACUAUUGUACGCUUUGACUACCGCUGUCGAGUUCGAGGACAACUUUAAAAAUUGUCAUCCCGAUAAGUUAGGGUUUGAUGCCUGCGUACGAGAGGGAUUAAAUUCGAUUCGACCUUAUUUCAAAACUGGUCUACCUAAAUACAAUGUGCUCCCGUUUGAUCCAUUUUUUGCCAAAGAGGUAACUGCCACGAGGGGAGUUCCGAAUUUCGGUUUUAUUUUAACCCUCCGAAAUGUCACUGAAACGGGAUGGGCCAUCAGUAAAGUAACAAAGUUCAUCUCCGAAUUGAGAAAUUACAGGAUUGUGUACACGCAAAGCUUCCCGAAGAAAGUGCUGAAUGGUAAUUACGAAUUUAAGGGUGAAUUAUUCAGCUCCACUAUAACAAACAAAGGAAGAUUUACCCUCAUCUUAUACGAUCUAAUGCAAACGACUACCGUGACUAGAUUACCGGGACAAAAAGUGCGGGCUCAAAUGGAUGUUGAGAGCAUCAAUAAUCUAGAACUUCACAUCACAAAUCUUUUAUUUGGCAAGCAAUUGCUUGAAAAUAUUCUAGAUAAAAUAAUCAACACUACCUGGCAACCUGGUUUCGUGAUAACAAGGGGUUUAAUCAACGAGCUCGUAUCGACUGCCUUUACAGAAAUUUUCAAUAAUUCCUUCUAUAAUUUUCCUUUCGAAAAAAUUUUCAAAUCGAAUCAAUCUAUAAGUUAAAUCAAUUACAUCUGUCAAGUAAGCUAUGAUUGAAUGAAUAAAAGCGUCUUUUAAUUAAUGUCUU